GGCGAUGGGCGAGUUUUGGGCAGAUAGUCUCAGUGGUCUUAUGUUGACGAAAUAGGGUAGAAAUCUCAUCCAUAUAAGGAUUGAAAUAAAUUCGAGGACGUCCCAUCUUAACUAUGUCAACCAGAAACCAGUAAUUUGAUACUGGAUGGGACGCUUAUAAGCACUCGACCUGACCGCUCGUGUACUUGGGCCUUGGCCAGGCCUUCUACUUACAAUGUAUAAGCAGUCGUGCUUUAUUUAUCAUGUACUCGAAAACAUCUCGAGGAAACCUGGUACGUCUGGGCGAUGACGACAGUGAUCCUGCGCCUGGCUCGGAACAUCGGUCUUCACCGAUUUGAAACAGCUGCGCUAUCGGAUCCAUUUGAUGUCCAAAUGCGGCGACGGUUGGGGUGGCAUGUCUGUUUCUUGGAUGUCCGGUGCUCAGAAGACCAAGGCACCGACUCCGAAGUGCUUGACAUGUGUUUUGAUACUUGUCUACCACUCAACGUUGACGACCAUGACCUCAUCCCCGGUUCUCAGUAUGCUGUGGAAGAGCGAACGGGCGUUACUGGGAUUACCUUUCCAAAUAUGCAAUACGAAUCAAUUGCAGUAGUUAGGGCGAUGAGAAAAUGCAUGGAUGGAUCUCGACAUUGGGCGACCAAUAACCGUCAAUGCAAAGACCAGUGGGUAGAAGUCGUACGGAAUUUGAACCGACGACUCUGGACGGGGUAUCUCUCUCCUUGUGAUCCGACAACCUCAGCCAGCCAACUAUUCUUUGGCUUCGCGAGAAUAGUACCAAAGGUAUCUUUGUGAUUCAUCAACCAAUCUUCGG
Molecule: messenger RNA, 811 nt
Organism: Talaromyces proteolyticus
Lineage: Eukaryota; Fungi; Ascomycota; Eurotiomycetes; Eurotiales; Trichocomaceae
Exons: 1
Coding region: 286-792 (168 amino acids)
Biological process (GO): DNA-templated transcription
Molecular function (GO): zinc ion binding; DNA binding
Source: RefSeq, a predicted model, not a curated record